This is a messenger RNA of Cryptomeria japonica (Japanese cedar), 2316 nucleotides long. RefSeq names its product polynucleotide 5'-hydroxyl-kinase NOL9. The transcript is spliced from 10 exons. Gene Ontology annotation, cellular component: nucleus. Gene Ontology annotation, biological process: cleavage in ITS2 between 5.8S rRNA and LSU-rRNA of tricistronic rRNA transcript (SSU-rRNA, 5.8S rRNA, LSU-rRNA). Bases 151 to 2160 code for a protein of 669 amino acids. The record is from RefSeq and is a predicted model, not a curated record. Gene Ontology annotation, molecular function: polynucleotide 5'-hydroxyl-kinase activity. Lineage: Eukaryota; Viridiplantae; Streptophyta; Pinopsida; Cupressales; Cupressaceae.
AAUUAGCAAGUAUUUUGCUCUUUACAAGAACAUUACAAAUUUAGUUUUUAGGUAAUUAUGGGAAGAAGAGAAGAUUUACUGGGUUAAACCCAGCCGCUAAAACCCAGACUAGAGAAGACCAAAUUGACAACCUUAAACCUCACACUGAACAUGCGAAUUGAGAAGCAAGCUUUUGUUUUCACAGCACAAUCGCCACAACCAACAUUUGAAGUACUUGGAGGUUUUUAUAGACCAGCUAUCAAAAUGAUGGGUUUUAAAAUGCAAUAUCUAGCAAGGACUUGUAAGCUUAAAUUUCUGUCCAAGACUAAGACAAUACCGAAAUUUAAGAAGAAAUCGUCAGCCAAGACUCUUUCUAGGAAAAGGAAGCUGCAGGAAUAUAGUCAAACGAAUACAAUUGACGCGGAAGGGGUAAAGUUACCAGAAUCUGCAGCUACUCAUGUAGAAGAUGGGAACAGAAACACAACGGAAUUUGGUCGAUAUGAUGGAACAGAUGAGCUAGAGGAAAAUAUGCCAGAGUCUGCAGCUGCCUAUGAAAAAGAUGUGAAGGAAAGCAUAAUAAGUAGUCAAACUGAUGGAGUAGAUGAGAAAACCGGAAAAUCACUAGAAUUUGUACCUUCCCUUGAAGAAAAUAGGAAUGAAAACAUGCCGAGAUAUGUUACGAAGGGCAAAGAAGAAUCACCGAGGGCACGCCCUACAAAGAAGAGACGAGGGGAACAAUUUUCAGACCCUAGUGACAGUAAUAUUCCAGAGCUUAAAGAAGACAAUGAAGCAUUGCCUGAAUUUGUGGUUUAUGAUGAAGUUACUUCUGAAAAAUCUAACGCAGUUGGUGUAAUGGAGAGUUCUGAAGGACUCAUAGAUGCUUGGGCAGUAGGUGAUCAGAAUGAAUUAGCAGGGAUUAAAAGGAUGUGUCUUCCACAUGCUAAAUUGGCCCCAGAUAGGAUUGUCAUACCUGAUGAUUGGCGUGCGGCAGUAGAGUUCAUUUCAGAGAAUGAGCAGCCUAAGAAAUUUGCAGAUAGGGAUUGCUUUGCUGCUCCUCCGAUUGUUGUAGUCUGUGGAGCGCAAAAUGUUGGGAAGACCACUUUUGCACGUUUUCUCCUCAAUAAUUUGCUAAGAAGGUAUAAGAAAGUUGGCUAUCUAGAUACUGACGUAGGACAGCCUGAGUUUACUCCUCCAGGGUGCCUAUCCCUUCACAUCGUAGAGAAACCGAAUCCUGAUUUGUCAAUUCUGUGUUUGAGAACUCCUGAAAGGUGCCACUUCUAUGGUGACAUUACUCCCAAAAGUAAUCCAGAAAAGUAUCUGCACAUUAUUAUAAACCUUUAUGAACAUUUCCGGAAGGAGUACUAUGAUGCUGAUAUAUCAGAUGAAUCUGAAGCAUUAAAAAGGGUCCAGAUACCUCUUGUUGUAAAUACUCAUGGAUGGGUAAAAGGUCUUGGUUAUAAUGUCCUGGUGGACAUGUUGCGCUACAUGGUGCCUACACAUGUUGUGCAGAUCCGUUUGACUGCAAUCAGCAAAAAUCUUCCAUUGGGAGCUUUCUGGACUUCAGUGAGGGAUGAUGCAAGCUCCACCAAGCUUCUAUAUCUGGGCACACCAAUGAAAGAUACCAUGAAUAAAUCAAUUGUGAUACAAAAACAUGGUCGUCAAAUGCGGGAAUUGCGUAUCAUUGCAUACUUCAGGCAGUGCUUUGGCGAAAGUUCAGAAAGUGUCAAAACAUAUAAAGAGCUUGCUCGUGCCUUGGCUUCUCAUCCUCCUUACCAAGUUGCCAUACAAAGGAUAAAGAUUGUGCAUCUCCACUGUCAGGUACCAGAUAAUGAAAUAUAUUAUAGCUUGAAUGGUACCAUUGUAGGUCUGGCAGUUGGCUCUAAGAACUGCUCAAAUGUAUUUUCUCAACCAGUUUGUGUGGGGCUUGGUAUUGUGAGAGGAAUAGAUAUUUUCAAGGGUUUGUUUCAUGUAAUUACCCCUGUUCCAAUAAGGACUUUGCAGAAUGUGGACAUAUUUUUGCAGGGCUUUAUAGAAAUCCCCACGUCAAUCUUACAGGCACAAGGUCUAACUUAUCCAUACAUGUCAUCCAAUGCGAUAGCAAAAGAAGGUACUGGUGCAGCUAUUAUACAGGGUGGCAAGCAAAGGGAUACAAAAAUGGAUAGGAUUAUUGUUCCACUGUAAAUGUUCUUGUAUUUAUUUUGAAUUUAGUCCAAAUUAUCAAUUUGAGGAAUCUCUUUAAAGCAGCUUGAGCGUAGCAUUCCAAGUUUUUUACUUCCUUAAUGUGCUUGUAAGUGGACUUAAUUUUAAUUUAUAAUAAUUGUUAUCAUUAAUUGUGAA